Messenger RNA from Adineta steineri, 633 nucleotides. Lineage: Eukaryota; Metazoa; Rotifera; Eurotatoria; Adinetida; Adinetidae. The record is from the annotation of a GenBank genome assembly.
AUGUCAUCUCCUGUUGAUCAACCUUUGGUCAUAAUAAUACCAGUAAAUAAUUAUAUGGCUCAAAGAGCAUUUGAUAUGCUAAAAAGUCGUCUUGUUCGUCGAAAUGAAGAACAAUUUCGAAUUUCAACAAACACCUUUCAUCAUUCGGAUGUCGACAGACAUAUUCAAUUGUUACUCGAACAAUAUGCAGAUGCCGAUGACGAAGUUAAAGCCUAUAUUACACGAUUAAAAUUUAAUAAUGAAGGGCAACAAUUUGCGAAAGCAAUCGUUAUUGGUACAAAAAGUCGAUUUUCCGUUUCUGUUAUUGCUACAAGUCGACGAAGACGGGACGCAACCGAUGAACACAAAAUUUUAAUUGCUACAAUGACAAAAACAGUUGAAAUGUCCUCAUCAUCAUCAACUCUGUUCUCUCCACUAUUUCCACUAAAUCUGGCAAUUCGACUCUUAUUUCCAUGGACUGUGUUCGGUAGAUUGCUUGGUACUGAAAUAAAUAAUCCAUUGAAAGAUCUUUUAAGACAAUUAAACGAUGAAGACAAUAAGAAAUGUCUCGAAGCAUUGGCUUUUCAUUUAUUAGGCGAUAAAAUUCGGGCAUCACUUGGUAAUGAUGUAGAAGUACGAUUUGUUGAACAAUAA